UCUUAGUUGCAGCAUGCGGGAUCUUUAGUUGUGCCAUGCAAAUUCUUAGUCGCAGCAUACAUGUGGGAUCUAGUUCCCUGACCAGGAAUUGAACCCAGGUCCCCUGCAUUGGGAGCAUGGAGUCUUACCCAUUGGAUCACCAGGGAAGUCUCUGUCUUUUUGUUUUGUUUGUGGUUUCCUUUGCUGUGCAAAACUUUUAAAUUAGAUCCCAUUUGUUUAUUUUUGUUUUUAUUUUUGUUACUCUAAGAGGUGGAUCAAAAAAGAUUUUGCUAUGAUUUAUGUUUAAUGUAGAUAAACUCUACGAUGAGAUCUUGCAUGUAUUGGAUCCCAAAGGACAAAAGAUAGAAUUUCUAGAACCCAUUGUUAAGAUAUUUUUAGGUUUUUCCCUGCUGAAUUAUGCCGGGGGAAAAAGUCUAAAUUUCAUCUGCAUGAUCCCUUUCAGUUCUUAUACCACAUGUACACUCAUCAAAAUAUAAGUCUGUCUGAAUUGUGCAUCAUAUCUUUGUGAUUGAAAUGAUAAUAUUGCAUUUCCAAGCCUCACAGCUAAAAUUAGAAAUAAACCUCAGAUAUGUGCCUUUAUGGAAUCAAAGUUAUGGUCUGUGGUCUCUUAUGAAAAGCUCUCACUUCCCAUGCUUAAUAUCGCCCUCAAAAAUUGAUACGUAAUCAGGCCCCAUGGAACUGAACUUUAGACAUACUAUAAGCAUUAGGCAACAAAAAACUUUACAAAAAUACUUUUGUUUCUUCCUCAGCCAUGUUACUGUUUUUAAGUAAUUUAGAAAAUGUGGGCUGGGUGACCUUGCUUGGUUUCAGAAAAUGAAGACUUUGAAAUCAAACCUUCAAACUACCAGAAUCUAACUCCUCGUGAAGAAGUGGAGCUGCUAAGAGGGAGGGGCUUUCUGCAGGGUCGCAUGGCUGGGCAGGGGCCCAGGUCUCUCAACGCUGGACACAGCAUACCCUGCCGUGUGAAGGAGCGAGGGGCUUUGGAGCCAGGUGUCUGGGGAAGAUGUUACAUCAACAUGCCCUCUUUCCUGUUGCUGGAAGCCAUCUGCAUUUUCCUGUUUGCCGGAGUGCCCCCAUCCCUGCCUCUUCAGGAAGUCCACGUGAGCAAGGAGACCACUGGGAAGAUUGCAGUCGCCAGCAGAAGUCAGGGUGGGAGCGGUCCAGUUCAGUUCCACCCCUCGUCUGGAAUUCCCCUUGGAUGCAUUUUCAACCCAACAGGAAGUGAAGGCAAAAAUCAAGAGGAUGGUUUUCAAGACUUCCAAAACUAUGUGAAUAAAAGUGGCGAAAGUGGACAUCCUUGUCUUGUUCCUGAUAUUAGAGGAAAUACUUUCAGCUUUUCACCAUUGAGUAUGAUGUUGGCUGUAGGCUUGUCAUAUACAGCCUUUAUUAUGUUGAGAGGAGGACGCACAGAGACAGACCUUGCUCUGAAAUACCUUCUGCGCAAAGGAUUCCCUGGGGGUAGAAAUACCUCUGUGCCCCAGGUCCUCAUCAUCCUCACGGAUGGGAGGUCCCAGGGGCACGUGGCCCUGCCAGCCAAGCAGCUGAAGCAAAGGCGUGUCACUGUGUUUGCCGUGGGGGUCCGCUUCCCGAGGUGGGAGGAGCUGCACACGCUGGCCAGCGAGCCAAGGGAGCAGCACGUGCUGUUGGCCGAGCAGGUGGAGGACGCCGCCAAUGGCCUCUUCAGCACCCUCAGUGGCUCUGACAUCUGCACCAUCGCCUCUCCAGACUGCAAGGUCCAGCCUCACCCCUGUGAGCGCAAGACGCUGGAGAUAGUCAGGGAGCUUGCCGGCCACGCCCCAUGCUGGAGAGGAUCUCGGGGGACUGACGCCGUGCUGGCUGCGCUCUGUCCCUUUUCCAGCUGGAAGAGAGUGUUCUUAACCCACCCCGCCAGCUGCUACAGGACCACUUGCUCAGGCCCCUGUGACUCGCAGCCCUGCCAGAAUGGAGGCACGUGUAUUCCAGAAGGACCGGACAGGUACCACUGCCUCUGCCUGCCGGCCUUCAGAGGGGAGGCUGACUGCGCCGCGAAGCUGAGGCUGGAGUGCAGAGUCGACGUCCUGUUCCUGCUGGCCGGCUCGGCGGCCGCCACCCCGGAGGGCUUCCUGCGGGCCAAGGCCUUCGUGCAGCGGUUCGCGCGGGCUGCGCUCAGCGAGGACUCCCAGGCGCGCGUGGGCGUGGCCCUCUACGGCGCGGAGCUGGCCGUGGCCGUGCCGGUGGGCGAGUACCCGGACGUGCCGGGCCUGGUGCGGAGCCUCGACGACCUGCCCUUCGGCGGCGCCGCCGCCACCCUGACGGGCCGGGCCCUGAGGCAGGCGGCAGAGCGCGGCUUCGGGAGCGCCGCCGGGACGGGCCUGGACCGGCCCCGCAGGGCUGUGGUCCUGAUGACCGAGGCGCGCUCCCAGGACGAGGUGGCCGGCCCGGCGCGCUUCGCGAGGUCCCGGGAGCUGCUCCUGCUGGGCGUGGGCAGCGAGGCCGUGCGGGCGGAGCUGGAGGAGAUCGCCGGCAGCCCGGAGCGCGUCCUGAUCUACGCCGAGGCGCAGGACCUGUUCCGCCAAAUCCCGAGGCUGCAGGGGAAGCUGUGCAGCCGGCCGCGCCCAGGCUGCCAAGCCCAGUCGCUGGACCUGGUCUUCAUGUUGGACGCCUCCGUCUCGGUGGGGCUGCGGAACUUUGCCCAGAUGCAGAGCUUUGUGAGAGGCUGCGCCCUCCAGUUUGACGUGAACCCGGACGUGACACAGAUUGGCCUGGUGGCGUAUGGCGGCCAGGUCCAAACAGUCUUCGGGCUGGACACCCACCUCACCCGCGCCGCAGCGCUGCGGGCCGUGAGCCAGGCCCCCUACCUGGGUGGGGUGGGCUCGGCAGGCACAGCCUUGCUGCACAUCUAUGACAAGGUGAUGACAGUCCAGAGGGGCGCCCGGCCUGGUGUCCCCAAGGCUGUGGUGGUGGUCACGGGCGGGAGGGGGGUGGAGGACGCGGCUGUCCCCGCCCAGAAGCUGAGGGACAAUGGCGUCUCUGUCUUGGUGGUGGGCGUGGGGCCCAUCCUGAGGGAGGCUCUGCGGAGGCUGGCAGGUCCCCGGGACUCCCUGAUCCACGUGGCAGCCUACGAAGACCUGAGGCACCACCAGGACGCGCUCAUCGAGUGGAUAUGCAGAGAAGCCAGGCAGCCAGUUAACCUCUGCAAACCCAGCCCGUGCAUGAACGAGGGCACCUGCAUCCUGCACAACGGGAGCUACCGCUGCGAGUGCCGGGACGGCCGGGAGGGCCCCCACUGCGAGAACCUUCACGUCUUUCCCAGGGGCCUUGAGAGGAGACACCCCCAAGGCACGCAGCCCCAGCCGAGAGCCUGCAGGAGGGCAGCAGCCGCGCCCCUCCCAGCUGAUACCCAGGAGGCCUGGGCCCCCUGGGCACUGAAAGGGGGCCUGCCCUCAGCGGAGCAUUCUGUCUCGUGGGGUCCUUUGCGUGUCUGCCUCCAGCCCUGUCCGGAACCCUCCUGCCCACUCUCCUGACGUAGGGAGAAGAGAGGGCCCAGCUGCAGACACUGCUGCCGGCGGACACGGUCGCGGCUGAUUUCCCUCCCUAACGACGAUGCUGAAAACGGUUCAGGUGUGAGCACUUACUUUGCUGACCUCGUGGUGCGCUGCUGAGCUGGUGUCAUCCACCCCUCCCCCUUGAGGAGGAACAGAGGAACCUGGAGACUUUCGAUGGCCUGUUUGAAGCUCACUUUUCCCACAACAGAUGCUAAAUAGAACGUUGCUGGGACAGUCACGCCCAACAGAAGGCGGGGAUGAGAGUGUCACUCAGACCCCUGAUGUGACGGCAUUUCAAGAUAGACAAACAGUGGACCUUUAGACACACCUUUCCCCAAAGAUGUCCCAGAUGGAGUCAUUCUUAGUUUGCAAAGGGGCUUGAGUGGCAUUUGUGACUUGUUUUGGUGACUGGAUCCACCUGUGGGAGUUGGAAAGGCCUCAGACUGGAAGGUGACAGAUUAACCCGCUUUUGCUUGUGGGGGGAGGGGCUGAGUGUGCAAACAGCCCUGGUCUCAAGGGGCCACAUGAGCUGGGCCCAGGCCCUGGGCAGCAUUCCCUUCGAGGGGCGGCUUACCGUUUACUGAGAUGGGUCAGUUGUGGGGGUGUUUCUUGAGCGCUUGUCUUACUCUGCCUUUUGGAGGCAAAAAGGAGUAGAAUUCUUAAACAAUAUAGAACAAAGAACUUUAGAGGGGUUUUGCCUUUUUAGGCACAGAUCUUAUGCCGCUUGCUUUUAGUUUCGUUUUUUAAAUACCUGGUUUUAAAAGGAAUAUUUCAAGAAGUGAUGUUGGUUAUUAUUUAACAGGCAAGGAAGCUUCGUUGGAAUAUUUUCUGGUGAACUAGCUAUUUGCUUACCUCACAGUAUUCAGGAAUCGAUUCUCCCCCUGGGUGGUAGUGUUGGAAGUCAGCUUUUCAGUAGAAGCCUUUGUAGGGCUCUGAUUUAAAUCCAGAUACUUUAUCAUAGUUUUUAAUGUAAAUACCUUAACGUGAUUUUUAUAGGCAAAUAUUCAAGGCUACUUUGUUUUAAAUACUGCUUAGCUUUAAGAACUUUAGGAUUUCUGGUGCAAGAAAAGUACUUGAAAUGUUGUCACCAUGGUUUUUGUUAGACAUUAAAAAGUCAGGUGUGUCAACUACUGUGCAGGACAGCCAUGAAUUCAAGGGAUAUUUUCAUCCCUAUUAUUGCUUUUGCCUUGGCAGAAGGCAACAUCAGAGCAGGGUCACAUGCCCACCUGGCAGGUGCUGACAGGUGAUAUCAGGAUUUACAUGAAUCCAUUGUCUUUAUAUUAACAGCAGUUUAAUCGUUUCAUAGUGUAGGCUCUUUGUCUGGUUCAGGGCUGAGAUUUGGAUGUCCCAUUUGAGUUGGACUUAAAAAAAAAAAAAAAAACAGAAAACCCACAAAACUGUGGACCCUAGGCUUACAUAGUAAAGGCUUUACAGCUUCUAUUUUUAAGUCCCAGCCCUUGAAACUUUUUUACCUUUUCUAGUGAAUGUGCCACUGAAGAGUUCAAUCAUUUUGAGGUCCCAGUAGCAGCAGAGGCAAUUCCUAACAAGAUAGCUGUAAGUGAUCUUUCCCCAGUCAACCCUUUUUCUUUCUUUUAAAAUAAAACUGGCUUUUAAUUAUACAUGUAAUAUAUAAAUGUUCUCCUUGGAAAAACUUAAAUGAUUUAUGAUCUAUCUGCAGUGUUUAUUUUUCUCCAAAUGAUCCUUAUUCCAGCCAACUUGCUAAAUGCUCUAGUUCUAAUGGUUAUUUGAUUCUCUUGCUUUUUUAGAAAGAUAGAUAGCAUUUACAAGUAAUGACAAGUUUGUCUUUUCCUUUUGAAAUACUACUUUUUGUCAUCUUGCAUUGUCUAGGACCUUCAGAAUAAUGUUUUUAAAAGUAGUGGUAACAGUAUGUAUCUGGUUCUUGACUUGAAGGGACUUUUUCGUCAUUAUAUGUUAUUUUAUGUGGAUUACUUGGUAAGGAAUGUUAACUUCUAUUCUUAGAUUACAAAGAGUGUUUAUUAAGAGUGUUGAGAUUUGUGGUUUGCUUUUCUGCUGCCUUUGAGAAGAUUUUUUUUUUUCACUUUUAACUGGUUAAUAUGAUAAAUUACCCAUUACUGUAUUUUCAGUUGUUGAACUACCUUUGAUUCCUUGGAUGAAUGCUACCUGGUUGCAAUACCUGAUUCCUUAAAGAUUUUUUUCAUCUAUGUUCAAAAAUGUGAUUGUUUUUCUUUUGCAAUAUGUGUUAGAAUUUUGGUAUCAGAGCUGUGCUUUCUAAAAUGAAAAAUAUAUAGUCCUCAAACUUUCACAGUAUUUUCUUGUAAAAGUCUUGUCAGACUCUUUCCUUAGGCCUCUUGUUCAGUUCUAUCAUUUAAUACUGAUGUAGGCCGUCUUUUUAUAGUAUUCGUCUUUUCAAUGAGCCAGAAAUUUGGUUUUGUCAUUUUUGAAACCAGCGUGUUUAUGCUAUAAACUUUCUUAACUAUUACCAUUAAAAGGCAACUUUGCAGGUAUUGGUAUGUUUUCCCCCCAAGAAUUAUUUAGGAGUGUAUUUCGUUUCUAGGCAUGCUGGUGCUCAUUCUCUUAUGCGUGAUCAGCUUCUAAAGAAAGAUGUUUCCCAUAUGUUAAUUUCACUAUUAAAUGCUUCUUUCAGCCUUA
Hippopotamus amphibius kiboko is the source of this 6155-nucleotide messenger RNA. RefSeq names its product von Willebrand factor A domain containing 2 (gene VWA2). Bases 909 to 3503 code for a protein of 864 amino acids. Gene Ontology annotation, cellular component: basement membrane. The transcript is spliced from 14 exons. Gene Ontology annotation, molecular function: calcium ion binding. NCBI's taxonomy places the organism in Eukaryota, Metazoa, Chordata, Mammalia, Artiodactyla, Hippopotamidae. Gene Ontology annotation, biological process: calcium-independent cell-matrix adhesion. The record is from RefSeq and is a predicted model, not a curated record.